Molecule: messenger RNA, 529 nt
Organism: Dendrobium catenatum
Lineage: Eukaryota; Viridiplantae; Streptophyta; Magnoliopsida; Asparagales; Orchidaceae
Product: light-harvesting complex-like protein OHP1, chloroplastic
Exons: 3
Coding region: 69-404 (111 amino acids)
Source: RefSeq, a predicted model, not a curated record
AAGAAGAUAAGUGAAAGAGUAGACAAAUUAUAGCCAUAGAACGGGCGAAAGAGAAACACUGCGAAGGGAUGGCAACGCUUGUGACCAUACCAUCUUCGUUCACAAACCAGAAGCUUCUCCAUGUUCAAGGCAAGGCGAAGCUUCGUCUUCUUCGCACCCAAACCCAGAGGUCAAGCAAAUUCAGGGUACGGGCAGCAAAGCUCCCUGCUGGGGUGGAGAUUCCCAAGAUUGAGCCAAAGCUCACGGAACCCUUUCUCGGAUUCACCAAUACUGCUGAGAUUUGGAAUUCUAGGGCUUGCAUGAUCGGCCUCGUAGGGACCUUCCUCGUUGAACUGAUUUUUCAUAAAGGAAUUCUGCAAAUAAUUGGUGUGGAUGUGGGCAAAGGCCUUAAUCUUCCUCUUUGAUGCUGCUCUCGUUAAUUGUGUUGUGUAGCAGAAAAAAUGAUAUAAUUUUGUUUAUAAUUUUCAGUAUCAGUUGAAACUUAUUCAUUUUGAUGCUUUUGAAUAAGCUUAGAUUGAGAUUUUUUUUU